Rhizophagus irregularis DAOM 181602=DAOM 197198 is the source of this 771-nucleotide messenger RNA. Lineage: Eukaryota; Fungi; Glomeromycota; Glomeromycetes; Glomerales; Glomeraceae. The record is from RefSeq and is a predicted model, not a curated record.
AUGAAAUCAAAAAUCCAUGAAUCCCAUGAUAUUAUAUUUGACUGGAUACCAUACAGUCAGUUUUAUAAUAUUAAAGAAAUAGAUAAAGGUGGUUUUGCAAUGAUCAAAAAAUAUUCGGUAAAUAACUAUGGUAGCAAUAUUCUUAGAAUAUAUGGAUUAUCUCAAAAUCUGAAUACUAAAGAAUAUAUUAUGGUCCUUGAAUAUGCGGAAGGUGGAAACUUUAAUAAUUGGAUGAAUAAAAAUAACAGAAAUUUUUCUUGGUUGUCUAAACUAAAUACAUUAUUUAAUAUUAAUAUAGGAUUAUGUGGAGAAGUUGAUAAUAUAGAUAAAACAAAAAUUUAUGGGGUUAUGCCUUAUGUAGCUCCUGAAGUGUUAAGGGGAAAGCCUUAUACUCAAGCGACAGAUAUAUAUAGUUUUGGUAUAAUUAUGUAUUUUACAGCAGCCGGGAGACAACCUUUUGCUAAUUGUCCACAUGAUAAGUUUUUGGCAUUAGGCAUUUGUAAUGGAAUUAGACCUGAAGUCAAUGAACUAGAAGCACCAAAAUAUUAUAUUGUUCUAAUGAAAAAGUGUUGUGACCAAAAUCCAGAAAAUAGACCAAAUUCUUUUGAAAUAUAUGAAUCAGUUUUACAAUUUCAAAAUAAUGAGAUUGAAGAACAAUUCAAAGAAGUAGAAGAAUAUAGAAAAGCGAAUCUUUUAUCAAAUGAAAAUAAUCAAUCAUCUACUCAUCCACAGGCUGAUUUAAAUUAUGCAGCAGGAACGAUUGAUCAUUAG